AUGGCGGUUCUAACAAGCGCUAGAUACGGCAAAGACCUCAUUCGCGUCUUUCGUGUUGUUCGGGAUGGCGAGUUUCACCAAGUUGUGGAAUACAAUGUGACAGUACUCCUGGAAGGCGAUAUCGAGACCAGCUACACGGUUGCAGACAACUCCGUUGUUGUCGCAACCGACUCUAUGAAGAACAUCACAUAUUAUCUUGCCAAGACCUCACCCCACAUCCUCAGCCCGGAACGGUUCGCAUUGCAUCUGGGAACCCACAUCGUUUCCAAGUAUGCGCACAUACACCGUGUAUUCAUUACCUUGGAGAAGUUGCGUUGGUCUCGCAUUGCCUUGAGUGCAAAUGACCAUCCGCACCCGCAUUCGUUCGUUAGGGACGGGAACGACAGACAGACGGUCGAGGUUGAGGUCGAUGCAUCUGCUGGCAAGGACAAGCUCUCAGCUAAAGUAACUUCGGGGAUUACCGAUCUUUUGGUGCUCAAGUCGAGCGGUUCUGCGUUUUAUGGAUACAUUCACGACGAGUACACCACGCUGCCGGAAGUGGACGAUCGUAUUUUCUCUCCCACCGAUGACAAGAAACUGGAUUUCACUGUCCCAGAGGGCUUCGCACUCGGUAGCGUUUGGGACGCAGUUAAUGUUGCGACACGGGCGAGAGAUGCGACGCUUGAUAUUUUUGCCCUAGAUGCCAGCGCUAGUGUGCAAGCAACGUUGUUUAAGAUGGGGCAACGCGUCAUCGCGGAAAACUCGGGCGUUGAAUCCGUCACGUACAAGCUGCCAAACAAGCACUAUAUCCCGGUUGAUAUGAAGUAUAUCGGGGUGGAUAAUACUACACCGUUGAGUAUCAUUCAUUUUUUUUCUUUCAGCGCCUAUUGGCUUUCUUUCGGGUUGAUCUCCGCCACGAUCUGUCGCAAAUAG
Molecule: messenger RNA, 912 nt
Organism: Suillus subaureus
Lineage: Eukaryota; Fungi; Basidiomycota; Agaricomycetes; Boletales; Suillaceae
Product: uricase
Exons: 10
Coding region: 1-912 (303 amino acids)
Biological process (GO): purine nucleobase catabolic process; urate catabolic process
Cellular component (GO): peroxisome
Molecular function (GO): urate oxidase activity
Source: RefSeq, a predicted model, not a curated record